Molecule: messenger RNA, 5367 nt
Organism: Aspergillus terreus NIH2624
Lineage: Eukaryota; Fungi; Ascomycota; Eurotiomycetes; Eurotiales; Aspergillaceae
Product: HECT-type E3 ubiquitin transferase UFD4
Exons: 5
Coding region: 1-5367 (1788 amino acids)
Biological process (GO): proteasome-mediated ubiquitin-dependent protein catabolic process; protein polyubiquitination
Cellular component (GO): nuclear speck
Molecular function (GO): ubiquitin protein ligase activity
Source: RefSeq, a predicted model, not a curated record
AUGUCACGCAGAGUCACUCGUUCGGCUGCGAGACUAGUUGCAGACCCUCCCCCCGUUAGCUCCGGUCCCUCUCCCCCCAUUUCCGCCGCUGGCUCGGCCCCUGCUCGGAAACGAAAAGCCCCUGCACGAACCGAUCGAUCGACCGACGCUCCGGGACACUCCAAUCCCCCCUCCCCGCCCCGGAGAGCAAAGAGACAGCGGCGUGCAGCGUCUCCCCCACCCGCCGCCGCUCCUGCUGCCGCUCGUCGUGGUACUCGAAAUCGCACAGCUAUGUCCCAACCAGGUCCCUCUUCGCGCCCCACGGAGGAAUCUUCCAGGAACCAGACUACGUCCCCUCCGGCCUCUAGGCGGAAGUCCAGCAGAAAUGGAAAGGUGUCCCAAGGUGAGGGAUUCUCCUUCAUCAGAUUUGAUUCGAUUUGGUGUUGUCUUACUCACAUAGUUCCUAUCACAGAUCCACUCUCGACCCAGUCUCCCCAACGUCGACAAAAGAAACGCUCAACUCGAUCCAAUGCCGACGUAAUAAUGAAAGAAGCGGAAGAAGACCUGGAAGACCGGGAGCCUAGCGAGGAGCAGGAUUCUUCCCCACCGAGUGAUAGCAAUGAUGGUAUAAACCAUUCCGGGGUUGACGAGGAAGACGAUGACGAUGACGGAGACCUAUUUCAAAACAGCCUUUUCGGCUCCCGCAGCCCCCUGGGACUUCAGAGCACCCUUCGCGCUUUGAGCGGCAUGAUGUCCGGCAUGUCUUCUCGCCUGCGAGAGAUUCUGUCCAAUUUGAAAAUGAAGGAGGACCCAUCCAUUCAACUGAUUGCUCUGCAAGAGCUGUCAGAUCUUCUGCUUGUAUCAAAUGAGGAUAAUCUUUCCGGGCAAUUCUCGCCUGACCCAUACGUAAAGGAACUGGUCACCUUGAUGCAGCCCAACGAUUUCGGCGAAGAAAACCCCGAAAUCAUGCUACUGGCAUGUCGCUGUCUGGCCAACUUGAUGGAAGCUCUGCGCGGGUCGGUGGCCAAUGUGGUGUAUGGAGGAGCUGUGCCAAUCCUGUGCCAAAAGCUUUUGGACAUCCAGUUCAUUGAUCUGGCUGAGCAAGCUCUGAGUACACUGGCGAAAAUAUCGGUGGACUUCCCGGCCUCCAUUGUACGGGAGGGUGGCUUGACGGCUUGCUUGACCUAUCUCGACUUCUUCCCAACCAGUACUCAACGCACGGCAGUGACAACCGCGGCAAACUGCUGCAGGAAUCUCUCCCAUGACUCGUUCCCGGUUGUGCGAGAUGUCAUGCCCACCCUAUUGAAUGUGCUCUCUAGCAACGACCCGAAGGUUGUGGAGCAAGGUUGUCUCUGCGUUUCUCGGAUUGUGGAAAGCUUUAAACAUAAGCCGGACAAGCUAGAGGAACUCAUUGAGCCAGCAAUGCUGCGAGCCGUCUUGCGUCUUCUGCUACCUGGUACCACCAAUUUGAUUGGGCCUCACAUCCAUACGCAGUUCCUCCGUGUCCUGGCCAUCACCUCAAAAGCGAGCCCGCGGCUAUCGGUGGAGCUUCUCAAGAUGGAUGUUGUCGACACCUUGUAUCAGAUUCUUACAGGCGUCUCACCCCCAGAAAACCUGGAGGAUACGACUGUCAAGAUGGAUAGCGUUCUCGUCAUGCAAGCGUUGAUCCACCGGCCCAGGGAGCAGGUUUUCGAAACUCUGAACGUCAUCUGUGAACUUCUACCUGGUGUUCCCGGUCGUCAGGGCCCUCAGUCGGACGGCUGGCUCCCAUCCCUCGACAACGACGCCACCCUUGCUUUGAAGUCUCCCAAGGCCAGGGAAUCAGCGGAUAAACGCCGCUCGUUGCUGAUGGAAUGCAAAGCUGAACUGAAGCGUUUCGCAAUGAUCCUGCUGCCAACGCUCACUGAUGCUUACUCGAGCACAGUCAACCUGGAAGUUCGACAGAAGGUUCUGAUUGCUCAACUCAAAAUGCUGCACAACCUAGAUGCCACUGUGAUCGAAGAAGCUCUACGCACCGUGCCCUACGCCUCCUUCCUAGCGGCGAUUCUCUCCCAGAAAGACCACCCCGGGCUUGUGUCUUCGGCUCUUCGGUGUGCUGAGCUUCUGUUCCAGCGCCUGGAGCACGUAUAUCAGUACCAGUUCCACCGUGAAGGCGUUGUAUCCGAGAUCUUCAAGCUGGCUGAAGCACCCCUUUCCACUGACAAGCAAAGCAAAACCUCCCGAGAUUCGCUUUCUGCAAUGGACACUUCCAGUGACGCGCAGCCAGCAGCUCAGUCCACUGCCGCACCGGAGUCCUCCAGCAAGAAUACCAUCCUCGACGACCAGGACGCCAUGGAGUAUGAUAAUGAGGAUGACUACGAUGGGCAAGAUGACGAAGACAACGAUGAUAUGUCCGAAUCCGAAAGCUCAUCUUCCUUCUCUGGGCAGGUGGUCCUGGCGAGAAUGGAUGAUGCCAUGAAAGAUCUUGUGACGCGUGACGCCCGCGCCUUUGUUGAGGCAUACGAACGCAGCCAGGGCAAGGACAUGCGGGGAAAGGCCUUGGAAAUCCUCACUGAAUUGCAGACUCUUGCAGCGGACAUUGAAGCCUGUUACCUUGGUGAUGGAAGCGGUGACGGACUGGCUCUCUUCAAAAAGUUGGCCAGCUAUUUCGAUGGCGAUGCGCUGGAAAGCAUCACCAGUUCCGAAUUGCUCAACUCUGGGGUCAUCAAAAUUCUGCUGGAUGUCUUUGGUGAUUUCUCAUCAACAUCCAAUCGGGAGGCUCGCGCUGCUUUCCUCGAAGCAUUCAUGGGCUCUGCCAUCUCUGCAAAAGCUCAAAGCCAGAGCACUGCCACCACGCCCUUCAGUGUUCUGAUACAAAAGCUGCAAGAUCUGCUCAGCCGGACUGAGCACUUUGAAGUGAUCACGGUCAGCCACAACUCGUUGGAGAACACUCGGAGCAAUGCCACAUAUAUGCUUGGCAAGCAACUGCGGCUGAAGCUUGUUGCGGAUGAGGAAUCAGACAUCCCACGAACCUACCGCAACAUUAUGGUCUCUAUACACGCUAUUGCUACUUUCAAAGCUCUGGAGGAUUUCCUUCACCCCCGGAUCAGCUUGUCAGACCGACCUCGGCCAUCUCGUAACAGAGAUACGAUCCUUUCUCAGAUCGCUAAUGCGGCCCGACUUCGCGACCAACUGACUGGAAAUGCCGACUUUCCGGGCAAUGAAAUUCCCGCAUUACCACCGGCGUCGACGAGUACGGAACGACAGACGCGCGGAGAAGAAACACGGACUGAUAACAAAGAUACCUCUGCUGAAAGUCGCGAACAGGGAUCCCGUUCUAGACGAUCUGCUCGGCAUCACCAUUCUUCGGAAACUGACGAUCAUGCCGAGGAGCCUCUGGAAUGCGCAGAUGAACGACAGCUUAGCGAUGAGGAAGAUGAAGACGAAGAGGGCGAUGAUGAAGAGUUGAAUGCGAUUGUGGAUGAUCUGGAUGACGACCUCUCGGAUGAUAAUGUCCAUGAUCCUACGGCAGUCAACAUGGAAGUCGCUUCCACUGGCAAAGUCACGGCACGGAAGGAAGAUGGAACCCGUGUCGCCACCCCGUCUCAGAACACACCAGCUUCAAAGUCUUCAUCAGCUGCCCCUGGCUCCGGCCUUAACCCAAUGGGCAGUGGCUCUUUGGCCAUGGCAGGUCGUCCCUUUUCUUCAUACGCUGCCGCUAUGGCUUCUGUCCCUUCUGAUUGGCAUAUUGAGUUCAGUGUGGAUGGAAAGCCCAUCUCCAAUGAGACAACCGUCUAUCGCGCUGUCCAUCACAACAGACAACAGUCAGGUCCUGCUGCGAGAAAUGUGUGGGCUGCUGUCCAUACGGUCAAGUUCAGGCGGGUUCCUGGCCCCUCACCCCCUGAACCAACGGGUCUCUUCCCAGGCAAGUCUGAGUCGGUUGCAGAAGGCGAUAAAGACAUGCCUCCUUCCCUGAACCAAGAUUCUGUGAAUGCAUCCAUCCUGCAACUUCUUCGCGUGUUGCAUGAGAUGAAUGCCACUCUGGACGACAUCAUUGCUGAGAACAAGGAAUUAAUCGGCCUGAAACCUGAGACGCUGGCCCAAUUUAUCAACACCAAGCUUACUGCUAAACUGAACCGACAGUUGGAAGAACCAUUGAUUGUGGCAAGCAGCUGUCUCCCUAGCUGGAGUGAAGACCUUGCUCGGCUCUUCCCCUUCCUAUUCCCUUUUGAGACGCGGCACCUUUUCCUUCAGUCAACCGCAUUCGGCUACUCUCGGGCUAUGAUGCGAUGGCACAAUUCUCAGCAUGGGGAUGACAAUCGGAACGACCAUCGUCGCGACGACCGGCCGUUCUUGGGGCGGCUUCAGCGUCAAAAGGUGCGGAUAUCCCGAAAUCGCAUCUUGGAGUCUGCCAUGAAAGUGAUGGAACUGUACGGAUCCUCGCCUAGUGUCUUGGAGGUAGAGUACUUUGAGGAAGUUGGGACGGGUCUUGGUCCCACUCUCGAAUUCUACUCUACGGUCUCCAAAGAAUUGUCCAAGAAGAAGCUCAAAAUGUGGCGAGAGAAUGAUUGCCUCAAUAGCGAGGAGUACGCCUUUGGCAAACGUGGCUUGUUCCCGGCGCCUAUGAGCGACGCCCAAGCUGCUUCUGAAUCAGGCAAGAAGCAGCUCCAUUUGUUCAAGGUCCUUGGAAAAUUCGUUGCACGAUCGAUGCUGGACUCCCGCAUCAUUGAUAUCUCCUUCAAUCCUGCGUUCUUCCGAAUUGCCCACAGCUCGUCUUCGGUGGCGCCGUCGCUCGGUGCCGUGAAAGCGGUCGACCAAGAUCUGGCCAACUCCCUGCUUCUGUUGAAGCGUUUCGCCAAUGCGAAGACAGCGAUUGUCAGGAACAGGACACUCUCGGAUGCGCAAAAGAAGCAGGCGUUGCGGGACGUUGAAGUCGAUGGAGUCAGCGUUGAGGAUCUGAGUCUCGACUUUACCCUUCCCGGCUACCCUGCCAUCGAGCUUGUGGAAAAUGGUUCGAAUGUCCCAGUGACUAUGGACAACGUUGACUUGUAUCUCGACCGGGUCGUGGACAUGACUCUUGGCAGUGGUGUCCAGCGGCAAAUGGAGGCGUUCCGGGCUGGAUUCUCGCAGGUCUUCCCAUACUCUGCCCUGCGAACGUUCACUCCGAGUGAGCUUGUUAUGCUCUUUGGACGGUCUGAAGAAGACUGGAGUAUCGAGACCCUCAUGGACUCCAUCAAGGCCGACCAUGGUUUCAACAUGGACAGCCGCAGUGUCCGCAAUCUCCUCCAGACCAUGAGCGAAUUGAACACGCAACAGCGGAGAGACUUCCUUCAAUUUGUUACUGGAAGUCCGAAGCUGCCCAUCGGAGAGUCUCACGCCAAUCUUCACCGUUGUUUGUCGGCCAAGUGA